This is a messenger RNA of Papaver somniferum (opium poppy), 1975 nucleotides long. Its product is annotated as pyruvate kinase, cytosolic isozyme-like. Gene Ontology annotation, molecular function: potassium ion binding; pyruvate kinase activity; magnesium ion binding. Gene Ontology annotation, cellular component: cytoplasm. The transcript is spliced from 3 exons. Bases 182 to 1717 code for a protein of 511 amino acids. The record is from RefSeq and is a predicted model, not a curated record. NCBI's taxonomy places the organism in Eukaryota, Viridiplantae, Streptophyta, Magnoliopsida, Ranunculales, Papaveraceae. Gene Ontology annotation, biological process: glycolytic process.
ACUAGAAUGCGGGUUCUCUUUUCCGAUCUUCUUGCCCUCCAAGUCUUCCUACUUUUCUCCCUAUAUAACUAGUUUGCAACAACCUAAUAUAACCAAAGGAGAAAAAUCAAAGAAACCCAAAAUCAUAACAAAACAAAAACCCUUGUUUUCUUUUUAAUUCCUUUGAUUUCUCUUCUUCACUAUGAAUCUCUUAGUGUCCUCUUCUGUAAUGGCUAAUAAUGGAGCAGUCAAAGGCAUGAGACCUAAAACCAAGAUUGUCUGCACAUUGGGACCUGCAUCAAGGUCUGUACCUAUGAUCGAGAAACUCUUGAGAGCAGGAAUGAAUGUUGCUCGUUUUAACUGCUCCCAUGGAUCUCAUGAAUACCACCAAGAAACCCUUGAUAAUCUCAACAUGGCAAUGGAAAAUACUGGAAUUCUUUGUGCUGUUAUGUUGGAUACUAAGGGUCCAGAGAUCCGAACAGGGUUUUUGAAGGAUGCCAAGCCCAUCCAACUCGAGCAGGGUCAAGAGAUCACCAUCUCCACCGACUAUACCUUAAAGGGUGACAGGAACACAAUUUGCAUGAGUUACAAAAAACUAGCUGAGGAUGUGAAACCCGAUAGUGUCAUAUUAUGUGCAGAUGGCACCAUCACACUGACUGUGCUCUCAUGUGACACAAAGUUGGGUUUGGUUCGCUGUCGCUGCGAGAACUCUGCUCUUCUUGGUGAGAGGAAGAAUGUAAAUCUUCCUGGAGUUGUUGUAGACCUACCAACCUUGACAGAGAAGGACAAGGAAGACAUCUUACAAUGGGGUGUACCCAAUAAGAUUGAUAUGAUUGCCCUCUCCUUUGUUCGUAAGGGGUCAGACCUGGUGGAAGUCCGUAAACUGCUAGGAAAGCAUUCAAAGUCAAUCCUUCUCAUGUCUAAGGUUGAAAAUCAAGAAGGUGUAGCUAAUUUUGAUGAUAUCCUUGCCAACUCGGAUGCAUUAAUGGUAGCACGUGGUGAUCUAGGAAUGGAAAUUCCAAUCGAGAAGAUAUUCCUCGCGCAAAAGGUCAUGAUCUACAAGUGCAACAUCCAUGGAAAACCUGUUGUCACUGCAACUCAGAUGUUAGAGUCUAUGAUCAAGUCUCCACGACCCACUAGGGCCGAAGCAACUGAUGUUGCUAAUGCAGUUCUUGAUGGUACAGAUUGUGUGAUGCUGAGUGGGGAAACUGCAGCAGGAGCUUACCCUGAACUAGCUGUUCAGACCAUGGCCAAGAUUUGCAUAGAAGCAGAGUCCAAUCUUGACUACAGUGCUGUCUUCAAAGGGAUCAUGAAAUCUGCACCGGUACCCAUGAGCCCAUUAGAGAGUUUAGCAUCCUCGGCAGUACGUACUGCAAACUCUGCGAAAGCUGCCCUAAUUUUGGUCCUAACCAGGGGUGGAAGCACUGCCAAGCUGGUAGCUAAAUACAGGCCAUCUAUGCCGAUCCUUUCUGUUGUUGUCCCAGAAUUAAAGACAGAGUUCUUUAACUGGACAUGCAGCGAUGAAGCUCCAGCUAGGCACAGUCUUAUUUACCGAGGAUUAGUCCCUGUACUGAGCUCAGGAUCAGCAAAGGCUUCUCAUGCGGAGUCAACAGAAGAAGCAUUAGAUUAUGCUCUUCAACAUGCAAAGGAGAAGGGAUUUUGCCAACCAGGAGAUUCAAUUGUGGCGCUGCACCGUGUUGGGGCCGCAUCUGUCAUCAAGAUCAUGACUGUUAAGUGAUUUACUAUGAGUGCCAGUGUGUUACUUUCAGGCCUGAUCGGGAGGACAAUUGUUGGCUAUUUUUUUGGGUCCUAGCUUUGUUUAUCUUUUUGAUUUUGUUUUCAAUAUACUGUUUCUCUGUUGCGGAGAAGUCGGGCUUUGAAAUGUCAAUUACAGCACAUUGACAAUUUUUCCUCGGCAAAGAAGUUACCAUUCUUCUUGAUUGAACAUUUCUUAUAUGAUUUUUGAGUUAAUGCUACUUCUUCUCAGUUUCAGUCA